UGUUCAAGACCAAGUCAUUUGAAGAAAGGACUGUCCAUGAGGAGCUCGCUAAGAACAUGACUGGUCUUUUGAAAUCAAAUGAUCAAGCAACAGUGAAACACGUUUUAAAGCAUUCCUGGUUCUUCUUUGCAAUUAUCUUAAAAUCAGUGGCACAGCACUUGGUUGAUACAAACAGAACACAGAUUCCUCGAACUCAGAGACUUCCAGAAUCAUUCCAGGCUGAAUUAGACACACUGAUAAUGAACUUGUCCGACCAUGUUGUUUGGAAAUACAAAGAUGCUCCUGAAGAAACAAAAAAUGCAAACCACAGCAUUGCCAGAUUUCUUAAGCGAUGUUUUACGUUUAUGGAUCGUGGAUUUGUAUUUAAGAUGGUCAACAACUAUGUAAGCAUGUUCAGCUCAGGGGACCACAAGAUUUUAUAUCAGUACAAAUUUGACUUUCUUCAAGAAGUUUGUCACCAUGAACACUUUAUUCCUUUGUGCCUGCCCAUACGAUCUGCAAACAUUCCAGACUCUGUGACACCUUCAGAAUCAACGCAGGAAUACCAUGCAUCAGAUAUUCCAGAAUACACCCUGACCAAUGAAUUUUGCCAUAAACAUUUCUUAAUUGGGUUGCUGCUUCGGGAGGUUGGCUAUGCACUGCAAGAGGACCAGGAUAUUAGGCACUUAGCUUUGGCUGUGCUUAAAAACCUAAUGGCAAAACAUUCAUUUGAUGAUCGAUAUGCAGAUCGGGAUAAACAGGCACAAAUAGCAAAUCUGUACAUGCCUCUCUAUGGUAUGCUUUUGGACAAUCUGCCAAGGAUUUACAUGAAGGAUAUUUUUCCUUUCAAUAUAAAUACAUCCAAUCAGGGAUCUAGAGAUGACUUGAGCACUGCGGGAGGAUUUCAGAGUCAAACUGCAAUGAAACAUGCAAACUCUGUGGAUACAUCUUUUUCCAAAGAUGUCCUGAACUCUAUAGCAGCCUUUUCAUCAAUAGCUAUCUCUGCAGCAAACCAUGCUGACUCCAGAGCUUCCUUAGCAAGUCUUGAGUCUAUCCCAAGUACCAAUGAAAAAAACAGUGAGAGAACUGACACCUGUGAAAAGAUUGUGAGACCUUUGUCUUUGAUUGGAUCAACUCUUCGCUUCGACAAGUUAGAUCAGGCUGAAACUAGAAGCCUUCUUAUGUGUUUCCUUCACAUUAUGAAAACAAUUUCAGAAGAUACAUUGAUUUCCUACUGGCAGAGAGCUCCAUUCACAGAGAUUGCGGACUUCUUCAAUAUUUUAGAAGUUUGCCUGCAAAAUUUCAGAUAUCUAGGAAAACGAAAUAUAAUAAGGAAAAUAGCUGCUGCCUUUAAGUUUGCUCAAGCCACCCAGAAUAAUGGAACGCUUAAGGGAUCUAACUCAUCUUGUCAGACAUCUGGUAUACUGCCGCAAUGGAUACAUUCUACUUCCAGUCAUGAUGGCCACAAACAUCACAGAUCUCAAACAUUACCAAUAAUCCGUGGCAAAAAUGCAUUUUCCAACCCCAAACUCUUACAAAUGAUAGACAGCAGCAUGGCAAGCAGCUCCAAUGACACAGACAUUGUACACUAUGUAGACACAGAGGCAAAUAUUGCCACAGAGGUUUGCCUCACCAUUCUUGAUCUACUGUGUCUUUUCACUCAGAACCACCAGAGACAACUCCAGCAAUCUGAUUGCCAGAAUGCACUGAUGAAAAAGGUCUUUGAUACCUACCUGCUCUUUUUGCAAGUCAGCCAGUCAGCAGUAGCCCUCAAGCACGUCUUUACUGCCUUGCGGUUGUUUGUGAGCAAGUUUCCUUCAGCAUUUUUUCAAGGGCAAGCAGACAUGUGUGGAUCAUUCUGCUAUGAAAUCCUGAAAUGCUGUAACCACAGGUCACGGUCAACUCAGACAGAGGCAUCUGCUCUGCUUUAUUUUUUCAUGAGAAAGAACUUUGAAUUUAAUAAGCAGAAGUCAAUAGUCAGGUCCCAUCUACAGCUCAUCAAAGCUGUAAGCCAAUUGAUCGCAGAUGCAGGGAUUGGUGGAUCUCGGUUUCAACAUUCACUUGCAAUUAUAAAUAAUUUUGCUAAUGGAGACAAGCAGAUGAAAAACAGUCACUUUCCAGCAGAGGUGAAAGACCUGACCAAACGCAUCAGGACAGUUUUAAUGGCCACAGCACAGAUGAAGGAACAUGAGAAGGACCCAGAGAUGCUUGUAGACCUGCAGUACAGUCUAGCAAACUCAUAUGCCAGUACACCUGAAUUACGAAGGACUUGGCUUGAAAGCAUGGCCAAGAUUCAUGCUAGAAAUGGAGAUUUAUCAGAGGCUGCUAUGUGCUAUAUCCAUAUAGCUGCCCUCAUUGCAGAAUAUCUGAAAAGAAAGGGUUACUGGAAAAUGGAAAAGAUUUGUACCUCACGUAUGCUCCUGGAAGAUGUUCAAGUCUCUGAUAGUAAUCUGUUACUAACUACUCACAAUGGAGGAAGCUUAUUUUCCAUGGGAUGGCCAGCUUUUCUAAAUAUUACCCCAAACAUUAAAGAGGAAGGAGCUAUGAAAGAAGAUUCUGGAAUGCAAGAUACUCCAUAUAAUGAGAAUAUCCUUGUGAAGCAGCUGGAGUUAUGUGUUGAAUACCUGUGGAAGUCUGAAAGAUAUGAACUGAUUGCUGAAGUUAACAAGCCUAUCAUUGCUGUAUUUGAGAAACAAAGAGAUUUUAAAAGACUGUCAGAUCUGUACUAUGACAUCCAUCGAUCAUAUCUGAAGGUCGCAGAAGUAGUGAAUUCUGAGAAACGUUUAUUUGGCCGAUACUAUCGUGUUGCUUUUUAUGGGCAGGGUUUUUUUGAAGAAGAGGAAGGUAAAGAGUAUAUCUAUAAAGAACCGAAGUUAACAGGGCUGUCUGAGAUCUCACAGAGACUGCUAAAACUUUAUGCAGAUAAGUUUGGAGCAGACAAUGUGAAGAUAAUCCAAGAUUCCAACAAGGUCAACCCCAAAGACUUGGAUCCAAAAUACGCCUAUAUCCAGGUCACAUAUGUCACGCCUUUCUUUGACGAGAAGGAGGCUGAAGACAGGAAGACUGACUUCGAAAUGCAUCACAACGUCAACCGUUUUGUAUUUGAAACGCCUUUCACGCUGUCAGGAAAAAAACAUGGAGGGGUAGAAGAGCAAUGCAAGAGACGCACAAUCCUGACAACCAGUCAUUUAUUUCCAUACGUGAAGAAGCGUAUUCAAGUCAUAAGCCAAACAAGUACAGAACUGAACCCUAUUGAAGUAGCUAUUGAUGAGAUGUCCAAAAAGGUUUCAGAACUUAAACAGCUUUGCACAAUGGAAGAAGUGGACAUGAUUAGACUGCAACUCAAACUUCAAGGAAGUGUCAGCGUCAAGGUAAAUGCAGGACCAAUGGCAUACGCCAGAGCUUUUCUUGAAGAAACAAAUGCUAAGAAGUAUCCUGAUAACCAAGUCAAACUCCUGAAGGAAAUCUUCAGGCAGUUUGCAGAAGCAUGUGGGCUUGCUCUUGAAGUUAACAAACGCCUUAUUAAAGAGGACCAGUUAGAAUAUCAAGAAGAAAUGAAGUCUCAUUAUAAGGAUAUGCUCAGCGAGCUCUCUGCAGUCAUGAAUGAACAGAUUAUCCACAAGGAGGAUUCAGCAAAGCCACAAGGAAUGGAACGAACCUAUUCACGAACCUUCAGUAGAACAAACACAGCCCUGCCAGGAGCAGUGAUGUCAAAUCCUGACAUUUGACUGAAACAUCUUUGACUUUAUGCAUACCUCUGGAGGACAUUUUUUUUUUAAGUGUAAAGUGAUCAUGAACAAUACAGUGAAAAUGGAUUGUGCGAUAUGGUUUUAAUUUAUUGGAAGUCUUCACAGUGAUAAUAUAUUUUAAAACUGCUAGCUUGAUUAUUUUUUUUGUCCAACCCUGUAUUUAUACAUUUCCUAUCUUUUUUUUAUUGAGAAGUCUUUAUUAAGUGAGGCUGAAUAUGAAAUUUCCAUUGAACGUUUAGCUCCACAGCAAGCCCUAAGUUUGCUGUAAAUGAUAAUAUAUCUAAUACUAAGUCCUAGUAUACAUAUAUUUUAAAGGUCAAAUGUGGGUGUUUUAUAACAUUUAAGUAUGUCAUAAUUGUAAAUAGAGGAUGUGUAAAAUAUGUCAUUUUUACAAAAUUUAAAAGACUAUCUUUUUAGUUAAUUAUAAGUAUACUAAAAAUAUGAAUAACU
Messenger RNA from Chelonoidis abingdonii (Abingdon island giant tortoise), 4178 nucleotides. NCBI's taxonomy places the organism in Eukaryota, Metazoa, Chordata, Testudines, Testudinidae. The record is from RefSeq and is a predicted model, not a curated record.